AUGUCGCCUAAUAUUGCAUGGACUAUACUUGUGGGCAUAUUUCCACUAUUCGUGAUCUACCUGUGGAAAAUUGUCACAUACUACAGAACCAAGCAAUAUGCGCACUUACCCCAGCUUCCACCAUCAUUAGUGUGGGGUCAUUUGGCCACCGUCGGUAAAAUCAGGAACAACCACAGACCGAAUGUUCACGUCGAUGAACUCUUCCAAGAUAUGCACGACCAACUCGGCAACCCUCCUCUAUUUAUUGCUGAUUUCCGACCAAUUACCCAUGUUAUGUGUAUUGUUUGCAACCACGAAGUCGCAGAGCAGAUUUCGAAAAGCUCAAAGCUUUUCCAGUACAGUACUCCAAAGUCACCCACCAUCCGGUGGUACCAAGAUUUGUUCGGAGCAAGCUCGAUUCUUGUUGCAGAAAAUGAAGAAUGGAAAGGUCUACGCAAGCGAUUCAAUCCAGGAUUCUCGCACAAGCAUCUCAUGAGUCUGAUGCCCUGUAUUCUCGACAAGACCCAGCUUUUCCUACAACGCCUGGACCAUUACGCCACCACUGGUGAGGAAUUCUCACUUGACGAUCUAUGUACAAACUUGACAUUCGACAUUAUCGGCGCGGUCACCAUGGAUACUAACAUGGAUGCUCAACUCGAAGAAGCAAAACAAGGCGAGCUGGUUCGACUUUACCGUGAACUGGGCUACAGCUAUCGCCGCAAUAAUGGUAGAUGGAAGUUAUUGCUUCCCUUCCAGAGACGUGCUAUGGGACGUCGGCUUGAUAGGCUUCUCAAAGCGAUCAUUACAGAGAAAUUUGAGGAAGGAUCCAAUCCCGACAAGUCAUCUCGCAGUGUACUCGCUCUCAGUCUGGCAGAACAUCCUAAAUUGACGCCAGAGAUUCUGACCCAGACUUGUGAUCAACUUAAGACUUUCUUAUUUGCUGGCCAUGAUACGACCAGUAUCGUGUUGCAAUGGUCAUUUUAUCAACUGAGUCGGACUCCCCGGGUUCUACGCCUCGUUUGUCUCGAAUUGGAUGAAAUAUUUGGAACCGAUAGCUCGCCAUCUGUUGUUCGGGACAAUCUUUUGGAACGUGGGGAGGAGCUACUCCAGAAGCUGACCUACACUUCUGCCGUAAUAAAGGAGAUCCUUCGCUUGUUCCCACCAGCUGCCACGGCACGUUCGUCACCUCCAAACACCGGAAUGACCGUUCAGUUACCAAAUGGCGAAGAACUGUGCCUGGAUGGUACAAUUUUAUAUACCUGUCAUAGUAUCAUACAGCGUGAUAAGAGCGUGUAUGGUGACGAAAGCAACGAAUUCAUCCCCGAGCGCUGGCUGGGAGGAGUAAAAGACAGCGCCGCCAUCCCCCCGAGUGCAUGGCGUCCUUUCGAGCGAGGACCGCGCAACUGCAUUGGGCAGGAGCUUGCAAACAUUGAGGCGCUGGUCAUUCUCGCGUGUGCGGUACGCCGGUAUGAUUGGGACAAGGUAGGGCUUGGAGCCUUCAAAUGUGAUGAUACGGGUGCACCAAUUAUGAAAGCAAACGGGCAGUACGAUGUCCAUUCAGAGCUGUACAGUACAUUGGAGAUCACUGCGAAGCCCGUUGAUGGAACGAAGAUGCGUGUUAGGUUUGCCACGACGGUAUAA
Penicillium arizonense is the source of this 1620-nucleotide messenger RNA. RefSeq names its product cytochrome P450. NCBI's taxonomy places the organism in Eukaryota, Fungi, Ascomycota, Eurotiomycetes, Eurotiales, Aspergillaceae. The record is from RefSeq and is a predicted model, not a curated record. The transcript has 5 exons. Gene Ontology annotation, molecular function: iron ion binding; oxidoreductase activity, acting on paired donors, with incorporation or reduction of molecular oxygen; heme binding. The coding region runs from base 1 to 1620 and encodes 539 amino acids.